GCAUCGAAACGGCAAAAGAAAAAAGACCAGGGGAUCUAGGGUUCCCUUGGAUCUCUCUCUGAAGUCCUAUAUCUCUAUGUAAAUCGAUUGCCCUUUUCUCUGUAUCUUUGCCUGUGAUUCUCUACUUCGAUCUUUUGUAAAUUUCGUACAAUUAAGGUUUUCAGAAUGGGUAAGUUGAUUUUAUAAAGGUAUUUGACACAGUUCAAAUCUAGCUUAGGGGUUUUCGAAUCUGGGAGUAGAGCCAUAUGCUCAAAUCGAACAUUGAAACGUUAAACAGAAAUUAGAAAUUGGGAAUCGAAGCAAAGGGAAAGGGGAGAGUUUUGAGAGUGCAUUUCUUGAUCUGUAAAUAUGCGGGGAUUGCAGAAAUCAAAAAGAGUUUCUUGGGCAACGGAUGUUAAUCUUUGUCAGGUAAGGCUGUUUCUAUCGGAGGAAUCUCCUUCACAAGUUGGGUUCGGUGCCCAAGAUCACCUCCAAGCAAAGGCAUCAUGGCUGUCCCAUCCAGCUGGCGCAGCUGCUGAUGAUAUUCUGCCUCCUGGCUUUGAAGGUCAUUCUUCCAAUCAGUCGCACAUUAAGUUAUCUGACAUCCCUGUAAUCAAAUGGAGAUGCCCUCCCAGGUUUAUCUUAGACAUAACCUGGCAAGUGGUUGCGGGAGAAGAAAGCAAAGAGGUGGAGGUUCAAAAUCAGAGAGAGAUGAGAGUGCUUGAAGCUGUUUAUCCUCGUCCAUCUGCCAUUCCUCCAAAUCCUACUUUCUCUGCAGACGUAGAAGACUCUCGAAACAGUGAUCAUCAGGUUCCUCUUAUUCCAAUUACUCCCAUUGAAGAUGAAGAUGCAACUGAUCCACCUUCUGAUUUAAUGGGACCAUUUAAUGUUCCUGUGAGCUCACAGUCCCAACUAUUAGCUUCUGGAAUUCCACCUCCUCAAUGCAGCAUUACUGCCAUUUCCAAUACUUCUGUCAAUGAGAAACCUGCUUCUGGAGCACUUCUUGGUAUUGAACCUGACGUAGCAGCUGCUGCAUCGGCUGCCUUUGCUGCCAUUAAUAAAAGCAGUGACCAAGGAAGUUUAAUAGACCAUGAUCUGCUCAUUAAAAUUCUCAACAACCCAAAAUUAAUUGAGAAGUUGAUUCAAGACUAUGGAGCUGUCUCCAAUGUGCAGAACAUCCCCAAGCCAACAACAUCUUUUGUUCCUCCAUCAGACAUUCCACCUCCUGCAACUUUAUCAGAACUGUCUUUCUUGCACAUGAAUAGAGCAGAGACCAACACACCUUCAUCGUUUACUACUACUUCAAGUGGACCCUUUUAUGCCCAACCAAAUGGGGUUGGACCAGGGUAUCUUCCAAAUGCACAGGUUCCUCCAACAGCAGUUCCAGCUUCAUCAGGACCUUCUGUUGGAGUUCCUCAAGUGAAGGAUGUGAACUAUUAUAAGAACUUGAUCCAGCAACAUGGAGGUGAAAGACAAGAAUCCCCUCAUCAAUAUGGUAGCCAUUUCAGUCACCAAGUAGGAGCAAACCAAGAGUUAGUUCAUGCCAAAUCAAGGGACUCGAAACCCAAGAUUAUGAAGCCUUGUAUUUAUUUUAACAGCUCGAGAGGAUGCCGGCAUGGAGCUAAUUGUGCAUACCAGCAUGAUGCGUCUUCACAGCAACGAAGCAGUAGCAUAUCAGAGGUGCAAAGUGCAAAGAGAAUGAAAAUGGAUAGGGAAAUUAGCAGUUAGUUUUUCUGUUGCUUGUAGUAUAUUGCAUCUCUGCAUUUUAUUUAAUUGCUAGCUUGAUUUUGCUACAAAUAGUUUCCCUUCAUUCAUCCUCUCUUGCAUGCAUGGGACGUCAAGAUUAAAAUUAUGGGCAGAAGCCUUGAUAUUCCUCAUCAAUUGCAAAUUUUCAUUAUUGGAUAGAAUUUCUUUCUAUAUUAUAUUAUUGAGCUAAAAAUAUUUAUAUCCAUGAAAUUUA
Messenger RNA from Hevea brasiliensis (rubber tree), 1939 nucleotides. Its product is annotated as zinc finger CCCH domain-containing protein 6. NCBI's taxonomy places the organism in Eukaryota, Viridiplantae, Streptophyta, Magnoliopsida, Malpighiales, Euphorbiaceae. Bases 349 to 1707 code for a protein of 452 amino acids. Gene Ontology annotation, molecular function: metal ion binding. The record is from RefSeq and is a predicted model, not a curated record. The transcript is spliced from 4 exons.